Molecule: messenger RNA, 1141 nt
Organism: Daldinia caldariorum
Lineage: Eukaryota; Fungi; Ascomycota; Sordariomycetes; Xylariales; Hypoxylaceae
Exons: 3
Coding region: 189-761 (190 amino acids)
Source: RefSeq, a predicted model, not a curated record
GUACCUUAGCUAAGGUUAGGUACUUACACAUACUGGUCUUCGAAUUGUCGAACAAAACCUUAAUUCCCUACGAAAUAAAUACAUAGUACAUCUUCACCAUCACUUGUUACAACAACUUCACCACCACACUCUUUUUUUUUCUACCGUCGUAACGACAACCCACCCCCACCCCCCACCGCCUCGUAACCAUGACCGACGAGAUCCGCCAGACACCUGUCCCCGUCCCUCAUGUCUACGGGCAACCGGCCGCUUCGCCAGCGCUAGCGGGCCAACAGGCAACUGAGACGAUAACAACGACAACGGCGACACCACCAACGGCAACAGGCGACACGCCAGCUCCCACCAUUGAACAAGCCGCAGCGUCUCCAGCUCCCACCACAACCGAACCCGCUGCUACUACCACCACCACUUUUAACAAUAACAACAACAACAACGCGCCGAGCCCCAGCCCAGCUGCCGCCGCAUCUGCUCCCGCUCGCACCGGCACCCCUCUCCGCACCACCAACGCCAACGCCAACGGCAACCAACCGCAGGACACCAGCUCCUCUCGCGCCGCCUCCCAGCACCCGGACCCGGGCUUCACCAUGCCGUCCGAGGCGCCCCCCCACGGCGCCCCCGUCCGCCAGUACCUCAACUCCAAGGUCACGGGGCCCUUGCUCGACGGCAUGAAGAUGAUCGCCAAGGAGCAGCCGAAAGAUCCCCUCCGCGCUCUGGGCGAGUACCUACUUCAGCGCUCCAAGGAGCUCGAGUCGACGUCAUGAGGACCGUCAAGUCGAACUAGGUUAGGCCGCACAACCACUCAGCCAGCCAGACAUAAAUAGGCAAGCAGGCAGACAGGAAAGCAAGCAUCAGGAACGGAGUUAUGGCGCGGAAGGGCGGGUAGGGCACAAAAAUAAAUCGAUUCUGCAUUGCAGAUUACUAGGCAUUAUUGACUUUUUUCGCGUCUUUUCACAAUGAUAUCAUUGCUUUAGGAACGAACCCACGUUAUUACUAGGUACCUAGGUUAGGUACUGUCGAGGGAGGCUACGCUCCUGUUGAAUUGUUAGGGCAACUAGAGGAGGAGGACUCAGGAUUCACUGAAAGCCUUUUUUAAGGGCCAAAGCAAAUAAUAAUAACGAUAACAGUACUGUUCUUCGCGAGA